ACCACCUUAUCGUCCACCGUAGCCGCUGUACGAGCUUUGAAGGACAGAAAGGGAUCGACAGUUCCUGCUAUCAGGAAAUAUGUCCUUUCCCAUUCUCGAAUUCCUCCAAAGCGCGUCAAUGGUCUAUUGCGACGAGCUCUUUCCAAGGGUUUGAGGACAGGUGCUCUCGUUCGUCCUAAGGGUUCACGCGCCAAGGGUGCUAAGGGUCGAUUUAAGGUUGGCCGC
Messenger RNA from Lottia gigantea (owl limpet), 225 nucleotides. RefSeq lists its product as hypothetical. Gene Ontology annotation, cellular component: nucleosome. Gene Ontology annotation, molecular function: DNA binding. The annotation marks the transcript as partial. The record is from RefSeq and is a predicted model, not a curated record. NCBI's taxonomy places the organism in Eukaryota, Metazoa, Mollusca, Gastropoda, Lottiidae. Gene Ontology annotation, biological process: nucleosome assembly. The transcript has a single exon.